Messenger RNA from Filobasidium floriforme, 7156 nucleotides. RefSeq lists its product as uncharacterized. NCBI's taxonomy places the organism in Eukaryota, Fungi, Basidiomycota, Tremellomycetes, Filobasidiales, Filobasidiaceae. Gene Ontology annotation, biological process: mitotic cell cycle; DNA replication; DNA replication proofreading. Gene Ontology annotation, cellular component: nucleus; epsilon DNA polymerase complex. The transcript has 13 exons. Gene Ontology annotation, molecular function: DNA-directed DNA polymerase activity; zinc ion binding; nucleotide binding. The record is from RefSeq and is a predicted model, not a curated record. The coding region runs from base 150 to 7022 and encodes 2290 amino acids.
CGAGGAUUGACUGCAAGCUGCAAGCAAGUAAGCAAUCAUCAUGUCGUUGUUGUCGUUCUGUCCAAGAGGUCAAUCGAUGUGAACAAGACCUUCUACCCUGGCUUGCGCUACUAGCCUGUACAAUAUAGCACGGACUGCACAUAAAAGCCAUGACGCGGCCAGGGAAUCCCAUCUUUGGAUUGACGAGCGGUGGACGGGGAAAGUUUCGAGGAGGCAGUUCGAGAGGGAGCAACACGCGAUACGUCAGUCGACGAUCAGGAAGAGGUGGUGGCAAGGGAGGCAAGGAUGGAAACCCCUUGAAACGAGAGGACGAUGGCACGGCUUCCCAGGAGAGGUUCGAAGAGAUCAAGGUCUAUGAAGAGAUCGACGAACGAUUAGGGUUCUGGCGGUUCGAGAGCGGCAAAGCUCAGGGAGAGGAGAGGGAAGGAUGGCUCGUGAACAUGCAUCAGACAAUUAUCAAAUCCGAUAGCCAUGUGGGCGGCAAGGCAGCCGUGGACUUUUACUUCAUCCAGGACGAUGGAGGUAGUUUCAAGGCGACCGUCCCCUUCGAGCCGUACUUUUUCGUUGGCUGUAGAGCUGGCUCAGAGACACAAGUGGAAGAAUGGCUUAUCAAGAAAUAUGAAGGAUUGGUCGUUCGUACUGAACGGAGAAAGAAGUGGGACCUGAGCUUGCCCAACCAUUUACUUUCAGCGCCUCCUGUCUUUGUCAAGAUCUUUUUCCACAACACGCAAGAUCUGCAAACCGUACGAAGAGACCUCCUCCCACUCGCCACUGCCAACAGUGCCAAACUCAACGCCAUCGACGCUUACGCCGAGGUCGUCAGUGCUGACGCUCAGGGGAACGGAUUCGGAGCUGCUAUGGAUAUCGGAUACGGUUAUGACGACGAAUAUGACAAUGCUGGAGAGAGCUCGAAGGCGGGAGCAAGAGCGGCUUGGGGCGCUGAAUCGGGAAAGGGCAAGGGCAAAGAUCGAGAUCCGCAAGAUUGUGUGGUAGAUUUGCGGGAGCACGACAUCGCAUACUACUUGCGUGUGGCUAUCGACCUUGAUGUUCGGGUCGGCCUGUGGUACACUAUCCACUCUCAAGGGGGUAAUACCAAACUCUCCCGCCUAACUUCGAGGGUCAAGCGAGCCGAACCGGUCGUUAUGGCCUACGAUAUCGAGACGUCCAAACAACCAUUGAAGUUUCCGGACCAGCAGACGGAUCAGAUUAUGAUGAUAUCGUACAUGAUCGACGGAGUGGGGUACCUCAUUACCAAUCGGGAAAUCGUCAGCGAAGAUAUCGAGGACUUUGAGUAUACCCCGAAGGACGAAUAUCCCGGAGACUUCACGAUUUUCAAUGAACCGGACGAGGCAGCUGUGAUACGACGAUGGUUCGAGCAUAUCCAGGAUGCCAAGCCUACCGUCAUGGCGACCUACAACGGAGAUUCUUUCGAUUUUCCCUUCGUUGAAGCUAGGGCAUUGAUUCACGGGAUCAACAUGUACGCCGAGAUCGGGUUCAAGAGGGACAACGAGGAAGAGUUCAAGAGCAGAACUUGUGCACAUAUGGAUUGUUUCCGUUGGGUGAAGCGAGAUUCGUAUCUACCGCAAGGCAGUCAAAAUUUGAAAGCUGUUACGAAGGCCAAGCUGGGUUAUAAUCCGGCGGAACUAGAUCCAGAACUCAUGACCCCAUACGCCAUGGAACGACCUCAUAUUCUGGCUCAGUACUCGGUAUCCGACGCUGUCGCCACAUAUUACCUUUACAUGAAAUACGUCCACCCGUUCGUCUUUUCGCUUUGCAACAUCAUCCCUCUCAACCCAGACGAAGUGCUGCGAAAGGGAAGCGGAACGCUUUGCGAAACGUUGUUGAUGGUUGAAGCUUAUCAGGGUGAUAUCAUUAUGCCUAACCGGCAUGAGGACGCACAUGGGACCACCUACAAAGGUCAUGUCUUGGCUGCGGAGACUUAUGUAGGAGGACACGUUGAAGCUUUGGAAGCUGGUGUUUUUCGUAGUGAUAUCCCGACCAAUUUCAAGAUCGUACCCGAGGCAAUACAAGGGCUUAUCGAUGAUCUGGAUCAUGCGCUCAAAUUCAGUUUGCGGGAAGAAGGCAAGAUCGCGCUAGAGGACGUCGAGGAUUACGAGGAAGUCAAAGGCAAAAUUCAGGCAGCGUUGGAACUCAUGCGAGACAACCCUAAUCGCUUCGACAAGCCGUUGAUCUAUCAUCUGGACGUCGCCGCGAUGUAUCCCAACAUCAUGUUGUCAAACCGUCUGCAGCCCGACGCCGUGAAGGAUGAUGCUACUUGCGCGGUCUGCGAUUACAAUCGAGCGGACAAGAAGUGCGACAGGAAGAUGGAAUGGUCUUGGAGAGGGGAUUACUUUCCGGCGAAGCGAGACGAAGUCAACAUGAUCCGUCACGCGCUCGAACAAGAGGAUUUUCCUGGGAAAGUCUCGUGGGCACCAAAACGUCGAUUCGCAGAGCUUCCACCCAGUGAACAAUCCGCACUGGUGCACAAACGGCUCGGAGACUACUCUAGGAAAGUCUACAAGAAGACGCAUGAGACGGAAAUCGUCAACCGUGAAGCCGUCAUUUGUCAACGAGAGAACCCCUUCUAUAUCGACACCGUUCGAGCGUUCCGUGAUAGGCGUUAUGAGUACAAGGGCUUGCACAAGACCUGGAAGAAAAAUCUGGAUCAAGUCGUCUCAGAGAAUAAAUCGCUUACGGAGGUCGAGGAGGCCAAACAGAUGAUCGUCCUGUACGAUUCCCUUCAACUCGCUCACAAGUGUAUCUUGAACUCCUUCUACGGUUACGUCAUGCGGAAAGGUGCAAGGUGGUACUCUAUGGAGAUGGCCGGUAUUACUUGCUUGACCGGGGCAAAAAUCAUCCAGAUGGCCAGACAGCUCGUCGAGCAAAUCGGACGACCACUAGAGCUCGAUACGGACGGAAUUUGGUGCAUGUUGCCAGGCGUGUUUCCGGAAGACUUCGAUUUCAAGCUCAAAAGCGGGAAGAAGUUUCGUAUUUCUUACCCGUGUACGAUGUUGAACCACUUGGUACACGCCAAGUUUACCAACGAUGCCUAUCACGACCUCGUCGACAAGGAAUCGGGCCUUUAUGAGAUUCGGAAUGAGAACAGUAUCUUCUUUGAACUGGACGGGCCGUACAAAGCCAUGAUUCUGCCAUCAUCGAAAGAGGAGGACAAGCUGCUCAAGAAGCGAUAUGCGGUAUACAACCACGACAAUUCCCUUGCGGAGCUCAAAGGGUUCGAGGUCAAGCGAAGAGGAGAACUCCAAAUGAUCAAGAUUUUCCAGUCGCAGAUUUUCGACAAAUUCCUCCUGGGAAAGACGACGGAAGAAUGUUACGCUGCCGUCGCGGAGGUCGCCGAUCAAUGGCUGGACAUCCUGCAAAGUCGCGCAUCUAGUUUGAGCGACGAAGAACUGGUCGACCUCAUUGCUGAGAACAGAAGUAUGAGCAAAACGCUGGCAGAGUACGCCGGGCAAAAGUCGACCUCCAUCAGCACCGCCCGACGAUUAGCCGAGUUCUUGGGCGAGCAAAUGGUCAAAGACAAAGGUCUGGCGUGUAAAUUUAUCAUUUCCGCCAAGCCCCUUGGAGCACCUGUCACCGAGCGAGCCGUUCCGGUCGCCAUCUUUGACACGGAGGAAAGUGUUAAACGUCACUUCCUGCGCAAAUGGCUUAAAGACAACAGCUUGAUCGAAUUUGAUUUGCGGUCCAUCCUGGACUGGACGUAUUAUGAGGAACGAUUGGGAUCGGUCAUUCAAAAAUUGAUCACGAUUCCGGCAGCUCUGCAGCGAGUUCCAAACCCUGUCCCUCGAGUGCGACACCCUGACUGGCUACACAAGCGAGUCAUGGCCAAGGCCGACAAGUUUCAGCAACACAAGUUGACGGACAUGUUCAAAAAGGUUCCUGUCCGCGAGAACAAAGAGACCGCCAAGGACAUGGAGGACUUUGGAGCGCCAAAAGAAUCUUUCAGUCUCUACGGUCGGCGACGCACGGCUGUCACCAAGAAGAAGAGGUCGGCGUUGGAGGAUGACGAAGUGUCUGAGAUCCCACCAGAUCCAAUGGAAGACUACUCUGGCUGGUUGAGAUUGAUGAGGCGGAGCUGGAGGCAAAAGCGACAGCAGCGCAAGGCCGGUGGCCAGCUGCCCGUGGCGAUUUCGGCUCCAAAAGGCAAUGGAUCCAUCGCUGCUAUGUUGCAGAACCAAUCAUUCGGCAUGUCUGGCAGUCAAUGGGAUGUCGUACAGAUCGCUCCAACCAAUCGACCUGGCGAAUUCAAGCUAUGGCUCGCGAUCAAUUCGACGUUUCAGAGCCUUCGGCUUCGUGUCCCUCGAGAGUUCUACCUCAACCUGAAGAAGGCCCCUGUCCAAGGCACCUUUGACGCACGGUACCAAGCCGUGCCGAUAGUGCGCACUCUACCGCGAGGACACUCGUGUCGGAACCUCUACAAGAUCACCGUAGCAGAACAAAUCUUUGUCGACGGAGAAGCACACUUCUCAAGUCUCAUCAACAACCCCAACGUUGAUGGCGCGUACGAGCUGCAGGUACCUCUCGCUGUUCGUGCUCUCUUGCAGUUUGGCUCGUCCUGUAGAUUGACUUCCGAAGCAGGCGGAGGUUUGAGUCGCGGUCUGGACAAGGGCUUCGACAUCGGGGAUCUAGAAUCAGCCGGAGUCUCUAUCACGAAGCAUCGUUACUUGAACGACGGCAAAGGCAUGCGAUACAUCUACCUACAUCACUCGUCCUCGGGACCACGCCAAAUGUUUACCAUAUGUGUUCCCGGUCAAGAAGCCAAGUUUUACAUCGUCGAUGCGGCGCGGAACCGGCCACAGCUACCUAGCCCCAAGAACCUUUACGCGGACGAGAUAUCAAAGAUGUCAGAAGCCGACAUCGCUUCAAGCCUUCUCGAUUACCCUGAUACCUUCCUUCACUCGGUGACCUACUUUGGUAACGAGUCCGCCGCUGUCAAGGCAAUGUCGAAAGAGCUGGCGAACCAUCGACGCGGACCAAAUAUGAUUGUACUGCGAUCGCCAUUGGAGAAGGAUCAUUUCUUGGUCAAAGCGCCCAUUUUCUCCGACUUCCCCAUCAUCACGGCAGGCCAACCGUCCGAGAACGACGCCAGCCCGCUCAUGUGGCUCGUCACUGCGACCAAGGCAGUUGUGCGGGAUUAUCUCGGUAUCGGAUCGUGGCUGGCUUCCCAGAUUGAACUGGCGGCUCAUUAUGACGUUCCCUUGGGCAAUCUGCCUGCAGACGUUGCGUUAUUUGUCGCCGACAUAGACUUCGCCCGUCGCCUGCACAAGCAAGACAUGAUCAUGUGGUGGUCGGAAGAGCCUCAUCCUGAUCUUGGUGGGCACGAGCAAGACUCCAAAGGUGGUGUAGAGCUUGUCGUCCCUCGAACUUCGAUGCCAGGCUGUUACUCGAAUGCAGUACUGGAGAUCAAUAUGGUGGAUUUGGCCAUCAACUCGAUUCUGCAGUCCGCCAUCGUCAACGAGAUGGAAGGCAGCGGGACGGGUUCUAUGGCGUUCGACUCGGCAUCCCAUAAUCUCGACGAGUACGCCAAGGGAUCUGCCCAUACUGCCGCGAUGCUCGGGGACGCCGUGUUACCCACUCAGACGUUCUCCGUUCUGAAAUCCAUGGUUCGAUCAUGGUGGACGGAUCAUGCUCGGGCUCGAGCGAAAAGCCGGACGAUUCGGGCGCCUGAGCUGGUAGUCAAUCAUUUCUGGAGGUGGCUAAGCUCCAGCUCGGCAGCGAUGUACGAUCCCGCCUUGCAAAGGUUCCUCCACGGACUGAUGCGCAAGGUCUAUCUCCAGCUACUGAGCGAGUUCAAGCGCCUCGGUGCACAAGUCGUAUACGCGGACUUUGGCCGUCUGUUCUUGCUCACCUCGAAGCCGGAUGCUGGUAGCGCAUUCGCUUUUGCACAAUAUCUGGUAACGGCGGCGAAUUCACAGCCAUUGUUCCAGGACAUUUCGUUCCAGAUCACACAAUUUUGGAACUAUCUCGCUUGGAUGGAUAUCGCCAACUUUGGAGGUGUCAAGGUCGCAGCAGACGUAGCGAGCACGUCCAAGGCCUCGGAUGAAUGUACAAUCACGAUGGACUGGAACAUACAGGCCUACCUGCCUCCUGGUAUCCAGCACUACUUCGAGACGCAGGUAGGAAACUUCAUCUGGGCAAUGUACAGCGCAAAGCAAAAGUCGUCGGAUGGGCGGACGCCCCUCAAGAUGAUUCACGAUCUCAACAUGCCUGUCAACGGGGGCGUGGCGCCUCCAACCCAACUCAGCAAGGCCAAAGUCAAAGAGCUAGUGGCUGCUCAAUCGAGUGUAUCUCAACAGUUGACCAGGAAGUUGCUCUCGGUCGUAGCAAAGAUCCGCAAACGACAGGCAGCAGCGGCGACUGAUCCCGAUGAAGCCGAAUUGCUCGCUUUCCCCUUGCUUCCAGGAGGCGUGGCCAUUCCUACCAAUCCAAGUCUCGAAUUCGUCAAGACGAUCUGCGCCGUGUUUUCCUUGGCAUCCGAACUCAAGGUCGAGGUUCAGAUCCUCAAGAGGAAUCUUUUGGACCUGUGCAACAUCCGAGAAUUUUCAGAGGAAGCGGCAUUCCGGAACCCAUGCCAACCUCUGAUCUUGCCGAUGGUCAUCUGCGAUCAUUGUUUCUCUCACCGAGACGUUGAUCUGUGUCGGGACCCGGAUAGAUUGCCCAUCGUCGAUCCGGCAUCGAGAGGGAAAACGAUUCUCCCACCGCGUCGUUCAUCGUGGGCAUGCACAGUCUGCUUGGGCGAGUACGACAGGUCUAGCGUCGAGAUACCUCUCAUAGAUCUGGUCACCAGGCUCCAGACAAAUUACCAGCUUCAGGAUCUUGCUUGCCAGAAAUGCAGUCAGAUCAAGAGUGAAAACCUCUCGCCGACCUGCUCGUGCGGUGGAGCGUUCCGAGAGACCGCCGGACGGUAUGAGAUGAAGAAGCGACUGAAGAGUAUCGUUAGCAUCGCCGAAUACCAUCAGCUGCACCUGGCCGCAGGAUACGCGCAAGCCAUAUUAGCAGGCUGGUAGGGCGACAGGGCGAUGGAAUGUAUCCCAGUAUCAUAGUUGUAGCGACGUAGCGACAGAUGCUUGCCAUGUAAUUACACACCAUCUUGUCUUAUAGACCUCGAAGCAGGAAGCACAUAUAAAAUGAUAGACGAUGU